This is a messenger RNA of Juglans microcarpa x Juglans regia, 570 nucleotides long. RefSeq lists its product as uncharacterized. The coding region runs from base 217 to 417 and encodes 66 amino acids. Lineage: Eukaryota; Viridiplantae; Streptophyta; Magnoliopsida; Fagales; Juglandaceae. The record is from RefSeq and is a predicted model, not a curated record. The transcript has a single exon.
ACAGAGGGAAUUCCACCUUCCACGAAGAAGCCAGACCCAGCUCAAUCCAUCCAGAACUCGAGACCCUUCUUUAAAAAUCAAACCACCCCACUCGCAUCAUCUGUCCACACUACAUCGUCAAACUCGAACCAGCAAUCAACUAUUAUUUCAGGUUUGUGAAUUCUCAACGUAAUACAGAGAGGAUAAUUUAAAGAAAGAAGAAGAAAAAGAACAAGGAUGUGUCUGGUGUUUGUUUGCGACGAGGAUGAGAGGGUUAUGUCGAGGCAGACAGCACAGGGGGCGUGUCCGUACUGCGGAGGGAUGAUUCAAGCUAUGGACGUCCAGAGCCAGUGGAGGUUCUGCUUCGUGCCUCUCUACUUCAAAACCAAGCGCAAAUUCUACUGCACCAUCUGUGCCAGACGUUUGGUUAUUCAGUAACAUAUACAAAUCGACAGUUCUCUGAUCUCUAUAUUUUUUUCCCCUUUCUUUACCAUGUACUGAUAUCCGUUGGUCCAUAAAAGUUUCUGUAUCAUACUAUUUUUGAACUUUUUUAUAAGUAGUUGAGAAGUAGAAAGAGGUUUUUUCUUGUUA